Messenger RNA from Suillus subaureus, 1447 nucleotides. RefSeq lists its product as uncharacterized. The transcript has 11 exons. Gene Ontology annotation, molecular function: oxidoreductase activity. The coding region runs from base 282 to 1196 and encodes 304 amino acids. The record is from RefSeq and is a predicted model, not a curated record. Lineage: Eukaryota; Fungi; Basidiomycota; Agaricomycetes; Boletales; Suillaceae.
GGUCUUAUUAAGCUGAAUCAUACGAAAGCGGUUUAGCUUGCAGACGGUUUGGAGAAGAAUACGUUACCGUUAGUUCCAAGUGUACAAAACUUUGAGCUUCUUGAGCUGCAAUCAUCGGUCGUAGUGACCUUCAAGUAAACACACUAACUAUAUAUACUACUCCGAAUCGCAGGUAUCACCGUGGGGCACUAUGUAGGACGCACUCGCACGCACUUGGCUCCAUCAUUAACCUUAUUCCUACACUAUAAAUUAUCCUACCGUGACGCACAGCUGAAGCAGUGAUGUCUGUUCCAACUAGUUUUCGUGAAUAUCGCACCCAGGGUGAUGGCCACCAAAACUUGAAGCUUCAAUCAGUGACUCUCUCUAAGCCGAAGGCUACCGAGGUUACCAUCAAAAUACAUGCCGUCUCCCUGCAGUUUCGUGACCUGAUGGUCUCCAAAGGAAUUUACCCGCAGCAAAAGCGAGACAUCGUUCCUUGCUCUGAUGGCGCAGGCGAGAUUGUUGCACUUGGGCAAGAGGUCAAGGGGUGGAAAGUUGGAGAUCGUGUCUGCCCAAACUUUGCACUGGACCAUAUCCAUGGCGAUGUCACUGAAGAUAUUAAAUUUACUGGACUUGGUGGCCACAUCGAUGGCGUGCUCCAGGAGUACAUCAACGUCCCCGUUCACUCGUUGGUCCGCAUCCCAGAACAUCUUUCAUACGAGGAAGGGUCGACUCUUCCAUGCGCAGCGUUAACAGCUUACAACGCUUGUCUUGGACCCGUCCCUGUCAAAGGGGGAGACUACGUUCUCGUUCUCGGUACCGGUGGCGUUUCAAUCUUCGGCGCCCAAUUAGCCCUUGCUUCUGGUGCGACCGUCAUCGUCACAUCAUCUUCUGAUGAAAAACUACAAGUCGCAAAGAAAUUGGGUGUGCAGCACAUCAUCAACUACAAGAAGAACGUUAAGUGGGACGAAGAAGUUUUGAAUAUUACCGGCGGCCGUGGCGUUGACCACAUCAUCGAAGUCGGAGGGCCCAAUACUAUACUGAAAUGUAUCAAUGCCGUACGUUAUGCUGGAUGGGUUCACAUCAUCGGCUUCGUGUCUGGGGGCGAUAACGGUAUUCCCGUAGGCCUUGCGAUCACGAAAGCGAUCAACUUCCGCGGAAUUUUGAUUGGCUCUGUCAAACAGUAUGGUUUGAUUUUCAUAUCUCUAUUGUACUGAUGCCCAACUUAUAGGUUUGAGGACAUGAAUCGACUCCUUACAGCGGGCAAAAUCCAUCCAGUGAUAGACAAAGUCUUUCCCUUCGAGGAAGCCACCAAGGCUUAUGCGUACCUCGAGAGCCAGAAGCAUGUCGGAAAGGUAGUAAUCAAAUUGGCGUGAGGUGCAACUAUACAAGGGUCAAGUGUGGGUAUCGAGCAGUCCCGUGUUGUACCAUAUAAGUAUGUGUAGGAUAUGCAACAGCUAAAUAUCCA